AUGGCCCCACAAAAUGACCCCGCGAACCUCUUCGCGGUGCCCGACUUCAACCGGCCCUCCCCCUGGCUAGACCCGCUCAGCGACGUCAACAAGCGCAAUCCUCUUUUUUCCUUCGACGUCGCCGCCCAGUUAUUUGCGUCCUCUGCUAUUCAUUCGACAGACCCAGAGACGCCAGUCAAAAGGGAUAUUAAGAGUUUGAGCCUGCUCGACGGCAUUAGGGUGCUGGGUGAUGGGCCCGACGACGACGGAGAGGCUUCAUCAGUUAAUAACGAUGAUCAUGUCUUCUUUAAGCUUCCUCCCCUGUUAGGGGACCUGGGGGAACCCGGUAGACAGAAGAGAAGGAAGCGUUCUCGGGAGGUGUUUGAGGAGGACAGUGAGUCUAUUCCGGAUACGGAGGUCGAUAUUGGCCCGGCUGUGGACUCUGUUCAUUUAGACGACGACGACGACGACGACGACGACGACGACGACCUCUGGCUCACACCCACCAAACCAAUCAAAUACUCGCCGCAGUUUAAGACUUGGGAGACAUUCCCCCAACAGCCUGACGGACCCUCGAGUCUCAAUGCCCCCCUUUUCAUAACAGAAGCCGGUCCCUCCGCCUUCGACGCCCUCCUCGCUUCCCAUGCGCUGGGCGAUGAACCCUCCGCGCGUAUCCUCCCCACACAUACAUACAUCUCCUCUUUGUUGUCCCUCGCCUUAGGCAGAAGCUCAAUCCUCUUUCACUUCGACAGCAACCGCAACUCGUUUGUGAAAACCUCCCCACACAUCAAGAUCUCUGGCGUAUCCCUUUCCCUGCUUAGUGCACUCGACAUGCUGUGUUUGGAAUGUGGUAAUGCGACCCGGCAUUUACUCUCCUUCGCGGAGGCGACUUACUCCCCUUCUUCUUCGUCGUCGUCGACAACGGCGGCAGCCGCGUCAUCAACUACACCAACAAAAGUCGCCUUAGCCGGGAUGGUCAACCAACUUGUCACAGCCAUUCGCGCGGAACUAGGGUCGAGAGGUAGAGAAGCGAGGUCACUGGUACAGUUACAGGCCGUCGUACGGCCCGCUAGGAGCUUGUUAGUGGCAUUCAAGGCGCUGGUGGCCAAGCUUGCACAAGCAGGGGGACAAAGCGAUGAGGAGAUGCUAGGUGUUGUCUUUGAGGAGGCACAAGCGGCAGAGUACAAGGGGGGCUUGUUACGGGAGGUGAUGAGGGAGGUGCUGGGGGUGCUAUCCAGGCCUUGGUUGGAAUGGGUGGGCGAGUGGAUUGGAAUUAGGAUGGAAGAAGGGAUCGGGAUGUCGAAGGAGAGAAUGUUGGCCAAAAAGCCUGGGAGGGGGUUUGUCAAGACGGCGAAGGUGAUGGUGGUCGAUGACCAGGGGUAUGAGCUGGAGGAACCAGAGUUUUUUAUGGAGGAGGAGAAGGUGCCGCGGUUUGUGCCGGGGGAGUUGGCCAAGAUGAUCUUCGAGACGGGGAAGAAUAUCAGGUUUUUAAGGGAGCAUCAUGCGGAGCAUCCACUGGCGAGGAAGGAUGUAGUGAUGAUUACGAGGCCGCCGAGGCUUGAGUGGAAGUUUGAUUGGGAAGAGAUAUCGAGAGCGGAGGAACAGGCGAGAAACUAUCGCGAUGCUGUGCUUGCGCUACUGCAGGGCGUUUGGCCAGACAUGGACAAUGGCUACCAAGCUGCCGCCUGCCCCAGGCCAUCUUCCUCGCCGUUUAUCUUCCACGGCAAAUCCGAAUCAGAACUCGAAUCCCACCUUCUCAUCUCCAUCGCGCAGCUCAACCAGCCCCCGUCCUCGCCAACCCCUAAGGACGGCCUUACCUCGCUCAUCCACUCCCGCUUAUACCAACCCCCGGAUUCUUCUCCCUUACAGUCUAAUGCGCUCUCCCCUCACUGGUCCCUCCUCCCCCAUCUCUCCUUCUCCCCCCUUCUAACCAUCCAAUCCGCCCUCGUUAGCUCCGAGGUGACCAAGGCCCUCUUCACUACCCACAAUCUGCGCAUCCACCUCGACCUGCUACACCAAACUUUCCUGUUAGGAAACGGCAUGCUCUGCAGCCGCUUGUCACACGCUCUCUUCGAUCCCAAUCUCGACCCCGCCGGGUCGCAGGGUAAUGUGAUGGGGUUGAGGUUGGCAGGUGGUAGGACCUGGCCACCAAAGUUGGGGGAACUCAGGUUGGUUUUGUUGGGAGUUUUGGGGGAGACAGUUCAACCCUUUCGCAGCAGCCAGACUCAGCCCGGCAAUUUCAGGUCAUCGACGGCGUCAUUUGCCUCGACCGCCUCUCAGUCAAGGAAAGAGUCUGCGAAGUUACCAGGCGAUCUGUCGUUCAUGACUCGCACGACCCUCACCGAAGAAGAAAUCCGGCUUAGCACGUCUGAUGCCGAUGCCCUUGAGGCGCUUGACUUUUUACGGAUUGCAUACAAAGCGCCUGCUCCGCUGCGCCCCGUCCUGACGCCGGUUGUGCUGGCGAAGUUUGAUAGGAUUUUUCGUCUGCUGCUGCGCGUCCUUAGGAUGGGUUUCGUUGCGGGGGAGUUGUUGGCCAGGCCAACUGCUUACAAAAAAAGGGAGGGGAAUGCGGCAUUGAGGUUCAGGUUUGAAGCGAGGCGGUUUAUUCAACUGGUUAUGUCUUAUUUCUGGAGCAUCGCUAUCGAGAGACCCUGGAAAGCAUGGGAGGAGUGGUUGGAUAAGGUUGAGGGGGAGGUUCUAAAGUCACAUGCGGCACCACAAUUACAAGCAGGUAAGACGAUGACAACGACGGUUAUGCCGGAUGAGGUGCGCGCUAGACUGGAAGGGGUGUUGGAUGAGAUGCUUACAGCACUGUUGCUGAGGAAGCGGCAGGCCCAGGUGAUGGGAGUGUUGGAGGAUGUGUUUAAGGUCGUGCUGAGGUUUGCCAAGAGCAUUAGGGAUGGCCCCUCUCCUAAGAACAACGGGCGAGCGGCACUGAACAAUGGUGAUGUGGAUUAUGAGGGAAUGGAUAUCGACAUGGAAAUCAACAUCGCCAAUACUCUCACAACUCCAACACCUGCUCCUUGUCCCCCACCUAGCACAACCCGGACAACCCAGCACCCCAUCAACAUCCAGAACAAAAGUCAGGAAGAAGAGGAUAUUUCCGCCGAAGCGCUCUACCCCCUCUUUCAGAAAAAGGUCGAGCUCUUUGUGGCCGUGUGUAAAGGCCUGGUUGAGAAGGCUAAGAACAAAGGCGAGGAGGUGGAAAUUUCACCACUUGAGCAGCUUGUGGCGAUGCUGGAUUUGGAUGGGUUCUAUUCGAAGAGAAGGAGGGGAGGGGGGGGUGUUUUUGUGUUCUGA
Thermochaetoides thermophila DSM 1495 is the source of this 3279-nucleotide messenger RNA. RefSeq lists its product as uncharacterized. Gene Ontology annotation, molecular function: gamma-tubulin binding; microtubule minus-end binding. NCBI's taxonomy places the organism in Eukaryota, Fungi, Ascomycota, Sordariomycetes, Sordariales, Chaetomiaceae. Gene Ontology annotation, biological process: cytoplasmic microtubule organization; microtubule nucleation; meiotic cell cycle. Bases 1 to 3279 code for a protein of 1092 amino acids. Gene Ontology annotation, cellular component: spindle pole; gamma-tubulin complex; equatorial microtubule organizing center. The record is from RefSeq and is a predicted model, not a curated record. The transcript has a single exon.